Molecule: messenger RNA, 4994 nt
Organism: Esox lucius (northern pike)
Lineage: Eukaryota; Metazoa; Chordata; Actinopteri; Esociformes; Esocidae
Product: protein sprouty homolog 3
Exons: 2
Coding region: 674-1582 (302 amino acids)
Biological process (GO): multicellular organism development; negative regulation of fibroblast growth factor receptor signaling pathway; animal organ development
Cellular component (GO): membrane; cytosol
Source: RefSeq, a predicted model, not a curated record
AGAGAACGUGGGGGGAGAAGGACUGAGAGUGUGAGAGAGACUAUCCAGCACUCAGUCCUUCAGCUUCCAGGGAGACGAGAGAGAAACUGCAGAGCCAUACCGCUACAAUCUCCCUGACUGCUGGGAUUUUGGAACUCCUUCACUUUUUAUUUGUUAACUUUUUUCACAUGGUUUCCUUAUCUUUUCAUCAUCACAUUUAAUUUUGAAUUCUGAAGUGGAGGACCUGGCUGUUACUUUUUGCGUUCUCUCGGAUAUUUGCGCGACACUGGAGCUCUCUGGUCUUCACUGAUCUGCGUGCUGUGGACCAGGGACCUCUCUAUCCCUGCCCUGCUCCUGACAAGGCAUCGUGGAGCGGCUGCUUGUCGUCAGGGCUGGAUUGUCAGGGCUGGGUCUAUUCCUGCUUCUUCUUUGCGGGGAUUGACCCUAGGAGGUGUGGGAUUGGUUGCACUCCAGGGACUCUCCUGAAAAGCCUGCCCAAGGUGAAGGAAAGGAAGGACGACGCUGUGGCCCCACAGAACUGAAAGAGCUGCCCCCCUCCUAACCCCAAGACGCCCCAUCCCACUGCAGCAUGGAUCUCCCCCCAUUUAGAGGUCUCUCUGAUGUGCCGUGAGAGGUGUGAGCCCUCCGCCCCCACCCCGACCCCCGCCCCAGUGCCCCUCCUCCCAGAACCAGGAUGGACCCUUCCCCAGGCAGGAUGGACCUGGAUGGGCUGGACCUCCAGCAGGUGCCUGUCCUCUCCUUGGACCAGAUCCGCUCCAUCCGGGCCAGCAAUGACUACGUGGAGCGCCCUGUGGCCCUCGACCAUGCCUCUCAGUCCGGUUUUUUCUAUGCCCACGACAACCACUAUCCCAUCACCCAUGGACACCUCCAUCAAGGCUAUCCAUCCCAUGCUCCACUCCCCCGGAGCCAGAGUCAGCAGCAACACGCCCACCUGGCCCAUCUGAGUCGCUCCAGCACAGCCAGCUCAGCCAUGUCUCGGACCAGCGCUGCCUCCGAUCAGAGACUCCUGGCGGGCCUGACGCCGUCCCAUUCCGGCCUGGUCUCGGUGGUGCGCUCCCAGCCCAAAGGAGAACUCAAGCCGGAGGUCUCUCUGGGUAAAGGCCUAGCCAAGGGAGAGGACCUGGGCUUGCACCUGUUUAUCUGUGAGCGCUGCGGGAGAUGUAAAUGCCAGGAGUGCUGCGCGCCGCGGAGCCUGCCGUCCUGCUGGGCCUGCGGGCAGCGCUGCCUCUGCUCUGCCGAGAGUGCUGUGGAGUACAGCACGUGUCUGUGCUGUGUCAAGGGCCUGUUCUACCACUGCUCCGCUCAGGAUGACGAAGACAACUGCGCCGACCGUCCCUGUGCCUGCGCGCCAGCCCACGCCUGCGCCCGCUGGGGCACCAUGGGCUGCCUGGCGCUGUGUUUGCCCUGCCUCUGCUGCUACCCGCCUGCUAGGCUGUGCCUCUGUAUGUGCCAGGGGGCCCACGACCGAGCAACUCGCCCCGGCUGCCGCUGCAGCAACACCAACACGGUGUGCCGCAAGAUCUCAGCCUCCAACCCCGGGAACGCCCCCUUCCGCAGCAAGUCCCUGGAGAAGCCUGUAUGACAGGGGAGCAUCGGAUGUAAGCCCUCGCCUAAACAAUGCAGUCUCAGUAACAACAAUGCCAUGACAACGAAAUUGCCCCACCUACCGACCAUGACCUUUCACCUUACGUACCGUGUGUAAUUCUUCUUCUCCUUCCGCUUGGGGAGGAAUUACCAAAAGCUUUACCGUAACUGUUGUAAUGUACGUGUGGAAACUAAACCUGGUGCUUUUCGCUGUACUGACUGCCGACCUGAACUGUACUGUGUUACUGUGUGGGCUAGUGUAGCAUACAUUGUAUUGUGGCUCCGCUCUGUGUGUGCCUGCCUGGCUAGCCAGACCACUACUCUACCAGACCAACAUCACUGUGCUGUGUGAUGGGCUAGGGUUCACUCUUUUAGACAUGACCUAUUUAUUAUUUAUUUAUUGGACUUCCUCCUCAUCGAGGGAGAGUAAACAGCCAGAGAGAGAGACAAAGAAACAGCGAGACCAAAACAGAGAGCGAUGUUGAGACCGAGAGAGAGAAGACCGUGUGUGACUGAGUACAGUGAGUAAGCUACCAGAACAAAUCUCAACACAGCCAGUAAUAAAAGGGGUAACUGGCAAAUGCAUAUUUCUCACAUGAGAGAGAAAGAGAUAUAGGGUGAUCUACAGGGAUUCCACGGGGUAGGCCUCCCCACUCCCCCCUCCCUGUCUCCCUGCCGGUAUCCUGGAGACGACCAAUGAAAUGGACAUGCAAGAAGUGGCAACGAGACAUUUUGUCCGAGGCUGACUCAAAGGGCCUAUCUUAAUGGUGGAACAAAUACACAAACUCUGAAAAUGUCAAAUGUAUUACUUUUUGACACGCCAAUAAGGGACCAUGAUGCACCAGGAGUAUCUAAAGUGAUUAAGCUCAUUUGAUAUGGAAAGCACUGUGAGAUAUAGGUGGACUAUCUGUAGUGUUCCCCAGCUGUCUGAUUAACUAACAGACCUUAUGACCAGGUAUUGCGUGGGUGUGUGUGUGUGCAUGUGCUUGUGUGUUUGCACGAGCAUGUGUAUGUAUAUGUGCACAAGUAUUGGUGUGUUUGUGUACUGUGUGUUAGUGUGUAUUGUUGCCUGUGUAUUAUUCAGUAUAUACAAUGCCCUUCUUAAUUAUUGUGACAGAGAAUCAUUUGUUCUUCUGUUGGCUUCAUAUUUUAAAACAUAGGAUUUGAAAUGAAACAAUUACUAUAAGGUUAAAUAAUGGAUUCGCUUUUAUUUGAGGGUAUGUGUGUACACAUUGUUUUCAUACAACCGUUUUCAUACAGAGGUACACGUAUUUCAGAGCACCAAAAGUAUUGAGACUAUUGUCUUGAUUCUGCUUGGUCAGUUCGAUUUAGUCCCAUCAGUUGGACUGACAUAAGAGAGUUGUCAGGAACUAGUCUUCAGUCUAGGCUUAGAAGUUGCCUUUGUCUACUAUUGUUGUUUGUCAACAUUAAAAAUAUUAACGUGUCUAUGAAAGUAAAAAAAGCCAUUAUGACAAAUUAUACAAAGACUAACAGGUAUGCAGCUAAAAACAGCUUUAGUCUACAGCAUACCACCUCACCUGUAAAAUAUGAUGGAGAAAGCUGAUAAUUUAUACUUUAACUUCAUAAUAAUUGUUUGCUAACAAAUCCAAACUUUUGGACUAUAGAGCCAAAAUAAUAAAAAAAUGUUGGGCACGGUGUAUAUUGUAUGUGUAGAUGUGUGUGUGUGUGUGUGUGUGUGUGUGUGUCUGUGUGUGUGUAUGUCCCUUUCUGCAGCAGUAUGUGUUGGGCCUGUGUAUUUGCCAUCAGCUGGAGCCUCCUGUUUUGUUUUUAGUGGAGCUGCUUCAGAGGCCCAGAGUCUGGUCAGGUUUCCUCUUCACGGCAGGCUGACGCCAGCCUCCCCCAGCCCCUCACUGCCUGCCUCAUCCCUGCGCCACCCCUCCUCACCUCUACUGUCUCUUCCCAUCCCUAACCCUCCUAGGCCUCCCCAGGCCCGUGAUUUCCUUCCGCUGUCCUCCUGCAUCCAUCUGAUUGUUUUGUGAAAAGGGACCAGAGACACAGAGCUACCCAACAUUCCCAAAUGAGUGGAAAAUGACUGGGGACAGACCCGGUGUGAUGUCACUGUUUUAUUGUCCUCCAUCCACAACACAUUAUGCAAUCUGUCUGCUUUUAAACUCUCCCGUUACAGGUGGAGUGGGGCCGGUUAACACCCUCCACCAUCACAUCUUAGCACCCCGACCUUGUUCGGCCAGCUCCAAAACCAUAUGAACGGUGACAGUUCUCCUGGACUUGAUAUUUGGCUACUUGUACAAAUGUAUGGAAGUUUGUUGAAGUACAGAGACAAAAAAAAAACACAGUUAUUUUCACCGUCCAAAUACUUCUCAGUAUUUAGUAAUUCUGUGGCCUGAUACGCUGGCUGUCUUGGCUGUAUGAUAGCUUCUAUAUGAGAGGAGUGUAUUGGAGGAUGGAUGAAGGGUUGGUGGAAGAGGGAUGACAGCGGGAUGGAGAAUGGAUGGACGGCUGGGGGGUCUGGUUGAGGGGGGGGGUUGGUUAUCUAAUGCACUGAUAUCCAAAAUUGAGAUGUGAAAAUAACACACUGUGUCAAGUAUGUGUGUGUGCAUUUGUAUGUGUUUAAGCGCGUGCAUGUUGACCUGCACAUAUACACAGAAACACACACAGACACACGCACAGCCACUCAUCCGAUUUGUUAAAGUUGCUUUGCUAUAUUUUUGUAUGUACAUACGGACUGUUAUUGUAUACAUGUAUAUAUUUUUAUUCUUUGUUUUCUCCCCUUUUUAUCAAUUAUUUUCAAUGUUUUCUAUUAUAUUGAGCAUUUACCUUGAGUCACAGACCUGGAGGAGGACAAGUUCACUUACCAUGUGCCUCUUUCAUAAUGUACCUCAACUUUACGAUUUCCUCUAUAAUUCAGUGCAGGCACACACACAUUUCUCAGCCACAGUGUCCCAGGUGAAUGGCCGCUCCUCCACAGUCCGUGUAGAGCGCCAUCUCCCAGGUGGUCAGGUGUUGCGGGGAGGGCUCAGCGUAGAGGUACUGUACUAUACAUGCAUUUCUACAGAAGAACAAUCAAGCAACUCUCUCUGGUGCUGUAUGCAGGCUACAUGUUAACCACUAAACUUCCCCAUGUUGUAUUAGUAAGUAUUGCUUUGGUACAAUUGGCAUCUUGUAUGUUGUAUAAGAAUUUAAGGAGAACAUGAAAUCUAUCUAAAUGAAUAUAUUAUAUAUAUUAAAUAUACAUUUCACACUUAUUUUUUUCCGUUGCUGAUAUUACCAAUGUGUCACAGAUAUUUAUUUAAUGGUUGCGAUGAGAGAACAGUAUUUAUUUGACAGUGGAUGUUGCAGGGAUGAUGAUGACCCUUGUUUUAGGCUUUUUGGUUGGGUGUGGCGGCUGCAGCCCUCAAGGCUAAAGAUAACCAAUAAAAGGUGUUUCCAAA